AUGGCCUGCACUGAGGCCCCACAGCAGCCAGCCCCGCACCAGCCCCAGCCCAUCUCGGCAGGAGCCACCACCACCACGGACACCGCGGGCCCUGCUGGGGGUCAUCGUGGCUCCGUGGGUCCCGACCUGGAGUGCCUGGUGUGCCGGGAGCCCUACAGCUGUGCCCGACUCCCCAAGCUGCUGGGCUGCCAGCACUCCUUCUGUGCUGUCUGCCUGAAGCUCCUGCUGUGCCCGCAGAACGACACCUGGUCCGUCACCUGCCCGCUGUGCCGCAAGGCCACCGCCGUCCCCGGGGGCCUCAUCUGCAGCCUGCGUGACCAGGAGGCCGUGGUGGGGCGGCUCGCCCGGCCAUGCCCCGAAGUGUGGCUCUGUCCUCAGGAGCUGGUGAGUCCCGCCACCCUGACAGCAGGGCAUCCCGGCUUGGCAGGAGAGGAUGGGCAGGACGUGGCGAGUGCCAACCGCGUGGCAGCCCGGCGCCUGGUGGCACACCUGCUCCUGCUGGCCUUGCUCAUCGUCCUCAUCCUGCCCUUCAUCUACCCCGGGAUCAUGCAGUGGACGCUCACCUUCAUCAUCGCCCUGGCCCUGCUGGUGGCCACCCUCUUCUGCUGUCACCCCCGCAGCCAGGGCAGCGGCCGGCCCUGCCCCAGGACCCUCUUCUGCGGGGAGCAGAAACACAGCGAGAUCUCCUCCGUUGCCUGUGUGCACCCCAUCCAGGCACCCACAGCACCUUGA
This is a messenger RNA of Myotis lucifugus (little brown bat), 732 nucleotides long. RefSeq names its product ring finger protein 186 (gene RNF186). The coding region runs from base 1 to 732 and encodes 243 amino acids. The transcript has a single exon. Lineage: Eukaryota; Metazoa; Chordata; Mammalia; Chiroptera; Vespertilionidae. Gene Ontology annotation, molecular function: ubiquitin protein ligase activity. Gene Ontology annotation, biological process: proteasome-mediated ubiquitin-dependent protein catabolic process; protein K29-linked ubiquitination; intrinsic apoptotic signaling pathway in response to endoplasmic reticulum stress. Gene Ontology annotation, cellular component: endoplasmic reticulum membrane. The record is from RefSeq and is a predicted model, not a curated record.